Dimorphilus gyrociliatus is the source of this 577-nucleotide messenger RNA. NCBI's taxonomy places the organism in Eukaryota, Metazoa, Annelida, Polychaeta, Dinophilidae. The record is from the annotation of a GenBank genome assembly.
GAUGAUAGUCUUUCCAGAAGGUACUAGAUAUAAUCCAAGUCAAAAACAAGUAAUGGAAAAGAGUCGAAAGUAUGCUAAAGAACAAGGACUCCCCGAAUUAGAUUACGUAUUAAGUCCAAGGUAUAAGGCAGUUCAACAAUGCCUUAAAUCUCUCGACUCAACUGUCAUGUACAAUGUCACUAUAGCUUAUGAAGGCUCUGUUGAUGAAAAUGGUAAACGUAAACAGGCACCUGGCCUAAUAGAUUUUCUUAACGGUAGAUGUAAGGAGGUUCAUAUACAUAUGGAAAGAAUAGAAACCAAAAACAUACCAAAAGACGAUGCUGGUUUGGGCGAAUGGCUUCACGAUCGCUUUAUGCAAAAAGACAAAAUGCUUCAACGAUAUUACACUGUUGACGGCGCACUAAGCGACGGAGGAAUUGUAAAUACUUUACAGCUGAGAGAAACUAUACCCUCAUUUCUAUUCUUUCUCUCAAUGGCUGUUCCCCUGAUAGUUACCGCGACGGGUAGGGCCCUCUAUUUGAAAGCUAGUUUGGGUUCAGCAGUUUUCUCAUGGAUUUGGAUGGCUAUCACCACCUAA